GUACGCAUCCAUUAUCGAGUAUUUAAAUCAACAUAUGACACUCCUUAUUUUUUCGUGAUUAUUAUUAAGAAACGUUCUUGUUCAAAAUAGUUGCAAGAGAUCAGGGAAUAUGAUGGUCAAACUUGAUGGUCAGUACUGUAUCUAGGAGGCGGUGUAGUCACAACCCAAAAACACUUUGCCCAAGAAAUGAGUUUAUUGCUGUGUUUGAUGGAAGUAAAAUUAUGGAAUAAUUGCAAUAGUGCUUUUCUGUAGAUAUUACAUUGUAUUUAUUCGUAUUAGAGACUUUAGAACUAUCGUUUAUGUUCGUGAAAUUAAUGCUCAGUGUGUGUAAACAUGGCGCCUGAACAUGUAAAUUUGUGUUUAUGUUCCGCGUUUUGUGUCACUUGUAACUGAUACAAGGUUUUCUUACAAAAUGCUCACUUCAUUCUCAGCCUCUGAGCUGGGGCAGCAAUGAACGUCUUUCGAGUCUUAAUACCUUGUGCGCUGCAGAGGAGUUGUUGGACGGGAGAUGACCGUAUGACCGGAAGAAUGGGAGCAUCUGCCUCCAAUUUAACAGGAGAGCCUCAAAACCGUGUCAGUUCUAUGAGCACGUCAUCCCGCCUGUCACCUAGUUUCCACCCCAGUGGCAUAGCUCCAUCUGGGACCUCUGAUCAGCUGGCAGUUGUCGUGAGAGAGAGAAAGAAAAAGGUGACAGGCUUUGCAACUCUUCGGAAGAAAUUCAUACGCCGUCGGCGGUCCUCUAAAGCUUGUGACCAUGGACGUGUACUACGAGAACUUGUGGCAGAUUGGGGUCCUUUGGAAGUGGGAGCUCUUUUGGAGGAAUACGAAGCACUUGCUGCUCUCAAGGACCUCUCGGUGCAGGCCGAGUUGGCACGACCCCCUGCAGCGACAUAUAAACAGGACCUUUCAACUCUUUACGAUUUCAAGUACUGUACAGAUGCAGAUUUAGUGUUUCGUGGAGUGUGCUUUCCUGUGCAUCGGGCUCUUCUAUCAGCAAGGUGCCCAUAUUUUCGUGACUUACUGGCUGGCUGUCCGGGCUAUGGUGCACGGAUAUGCUUGGACCUGAGAACUCCAGGGGUAGAUGUGCAGAUGUUUUCGGCACUACUUAGAUAUUUGUAUACCGGUGAUAUUUGUCCUCAUGACACUAGUAUAGAUCUCGGUCUAUUGCGGCGUCUUGGAGACGAGUUUGGUACACCUAAUCCAUUGGAUCAUGAUUUACGCUACUUGUUGGAAACUGGUGAUUAUGCUGAUGCUGCAUUGGUGUUUACAUCAGAUGGAGAUUAUCAGCGUCCCGACUCAGGCAGCUCAGAGUAUGGGUUUCGGCCCAAAUUGGAGCUACCGUGCCAUAAAGCAAUUUUGAGUGCACGCUCUCCAUUCUUCAGGAAUCUCAUACAAAGGCGUACACGAUCAGGAGAAGAGCAUACAGAACGUGCACUGCACAUACCAACACGUAUUGUCUUGGAUGAAUGUGUUAUUCCUAAGAGAUAUGCUCGGGUGUUGCUUCAUGCAGUCUACCUGGAUACAGUGGAUUUGUCACUCAUUCUGCGUGGCAGUGGAUGUGAUAGCAGUGCAGGCAGCCUUGGUGAGGUGCAGGCACUUACUAAUACUGGCCGAGCACGACCUAGCCCACUGGAAGAAGCAAUGGAACUUUACCAGAUUGGUCGUUUUCUGGAGUUGGACAUAUUGGCCCAAGGCUGUGAAGACUUAAUUCUUGAGUGGCUGUCGCUAGAAACCUUGCCUGCGGUGCUGAGGUGGGGUUCCCAGCCACAUGGUUCUGCCUGGGUCCAUCGCCAGGCUUUGCACUUCCUACGUGAAGAGUUCCAAGCUGUUGCACAGUCACCAGUAUUGCACCAACUUGACAAGGCCCAUCUCAUAGAUGCUUUGCAGAGUCACUUCUUGCAGGCCAGUGAGUUGGAAGUCUUGCAGGCUGUUCUUAAAUGGGGGGAACAUGAGCUCAUCCGUCGAAUGGAGGAUAGAGAACCCAACUUGCUGAGCCACACAGCACAUUCAGUGACCCGCAAAGGUGUGAAGAAACGAGAUCUCAGCGAUGUUGAAUUGCGUGAAAUCUUAUCAGAGCUCCUUCCUUUGGUGCGAAUGGAUCAUGUAUUACCACCUAGCAGUGAAGUACUAGCUCAUGCAAUUCGUCGAGGACUUGUUUCGACACCACCCAGUCACAUGAUUGGUGAUGAAAGGGAGAGUUUGCGUGUCAAUGCAUGGAUUCGAGGGGGUAAAAACAAUGGAUUGUUUGUCCGGCCUCGACUUUUCAUGCCCUAUUAUGAGGAAAUUAAAGCUCAGCUUGAAGACCAGUUGGUGCAGGAAGUUGAGUUGUUGCGGGUUCGCCGUGCACGAUACAUACCUGACAUUCCUGACACAUUGUACAUGGUGGAUGAAAAACCUCGGCCAAUGGGAGCAGCUGGUGUGGAUGUAUUAGCUGCUGCCCUACCUGUUCCAGAUGCAGCGACCAUGUCAGCAAUGUUAAAACGUGAACAAAAGUUGCGGCAAUCCCCCAGUUGUCAACGUGCCAUAUCCCUUCCACUCUCAUCGCGCCAUGAGAUCAACCGGCAAGUGCGACUACGUGUUGUACGCGAAUUCAAUUUGCCAGAUGCUGUUGCAGACCUUCUGGAGAAUGCAGCCUGUUAUUGUGCACAAGAUGAGGAGGAUACUGACAUGCGUGCUGAGGAGCCUUCACCUGCACCAAUGCAGCCUCCGUGCCCUGCCAGCCUCCCUGCAUUUGGACGCAAUAUGACAUUCCCACGUACGCCAGCUGCCUUUUCUCAGCGCCAUGAGCUGCCUGCUGUAGUGACAGAAGGGGACACUUACCGGGUCCAUAAUGAGCCGGAAAGCAGUUCAUGCAGUGAUGGACACCUAUCUGAUAUCAUGCCUGAUGUUGCUAUGGCAACUGCCUCAUUCGCCCAGCUGCAACUCCAGGACCAAGGUGGUGAGCUGGAACUAGACCUGGGUGAUGGCACAAGUCACAUGCACCCACUGGGUGCUGGCGGUGGCGGUGGUAGUGUGCCAGGACCCAUUCUUCCCCCAGCAGCACAUGCUCUUCCACCUGGGGGCUACCACCGAUACUUGGCUGGUCCUGGACCUCCGCCCCCAUAUCCCCACCACCGACCUUCCCCUGGCCCUCACUUGGGGAAUUUAGGUGCAGGCACCUACCACACAGGACCCCCGCGCUUCAUAUAGUGGCUAUUCAUAUGGUGCGGCGGCCGUAGGCUGGAGGAAUGAGUACAGUAUAGAUGAGGCAGCUUCUGAAAGAACAGCCUGUGGGAAGUGGCAGGAUUAAUAUCCUAUGCCUGGGGACCUGAGAGACUCUUACCCUAGGCAAGGAUGAGGUCUCUAGUGUUGCUCUGCAGUGGUGCAAGGUGUACAUGGAGCCCAAACUUUAGGCAUGAACUGCUGCCUGAUGCAGAUUGGUGGGUGAGCUGAAGCCACGCGUGCAUUUCUGCUCAGGGUUGGCAGCGAUAGUGCACUUAUGGGCUUUCAGUGCACAGGGCAACUGUAGUGAAAGAUGUGCAGUGUAACGUAGUUGGGUGUUAUUGAUGCUUGUUUUUUCAAUGCCAUGUACUGUUUAUCUAUGUUAUAACGUGUACAUUUUUUUGUUCAGUUUUAAGGGAAAAGUAUGUUACUUUUUUUCUUUUUAUUGUUUUGAUAGAGAAUAUAUGAAAUUGCAGGAUUAGGGACUUUUUUAAGUGCAGUGCUCUCCCCAAAAAUAAUUUAUUGUUAAUGUUACUUAUGUUUGUUGCCUCAGUGUUGGGUGUGUAUAAAUUCAGAGCAGAAAUGCUGGCCUGGAUUGCAAGUCCUGUUAAGACAUUAAAGCCAUAUUCUUUGCAUCCAUAUUAAAUUUACUUUUUCCUUGUAUAUUCAUUAGAGAUUAAUUACUUGGAUAUGUUAGAAGGGCAUUUAGUCAAAUACGUAUGGGCAAUGAUUACAACAAUUCCUAAUUUCCAAUGUUCAUAAUGCAAAUAAAGUCGUUAAUAAUUAAGUGGAUUCAAGGUAGUGUUUUCAGAGAAUGCAUAUGAAUGCUUUGAGUAAGCCAAGAAAGUCUUUCUGCAGUAGAUUGUUAACAUUUCUUUAAGGUCAUUCUGAACCACAUGUUAUGCUCAGGUAGAGCACAGUUGGUUUUUGACUUUACACAAUGUGAUUAACAGUUUUUCAUUUACAGAUAUGUGGGUUGAUAAGCAAAAUAAAAGUGGGAAAAUUAAAAUAAUUAAAGGAGAACUCAAAUGUCAUUGAAGCUUUAAUCCAGUUGGGGAAGCAAAUGAAAAAUUAAGACUAAUCGUAUUUUGGAUCAUUCCUUAGGUAUACCAAUGUGCUGAGCUUGGGGUUUAACAAUAUAAUUUGUUCUCAUUUUUAAUGACACCUGUCAUUCCCGCCAUUGUCUGCAAUAAUGCUGUAUGCGGACUAUUCCAAAAUGCAAGUUUUAAUCUUGGAUGCAAUAAUUGCUCCUGCAGUCACAGAGCACUGUGCCAUAUACAAUUGUGCAUGCAUGAUAAAUUUGCUAACAUAAUGUAUACCGUAUGAUACACGUACUUUCUGUGCAUGACAUGACAGUUUCAGUGUGACCUACAUUUUAGUUGAUCAAGUAUAAGUCUUCCCUGUACAUGUGGUCAGCACUGCCUAGGAUAGUUGAAGGCUGUGGUGAUAUUAAGUAGUGCUAGUUUCACAUUUCUGUGAUUAUUUUUUACUAUAAUCGAAUGAUGGUUAUGUUAUCUGUACAUUGUGGUUUGGUUACUUAACAUAACUUAUUGUACAAGUGAUAUUGUUACAAAUUAUGUUAAAUAUGUGAUACUUACCAAACUUGUGUGCGCUCUUGGCACUAGAUUAGGAUAUUUUCUGAGGCCAUGCCUCACACUGCUGUGAGCUUUGGGAAUGCAGAUUGGAAGAAUGUGUGGAAUUUCCUGAAGAACAAGACUUGUCGAGGAAAUCUAUGAGGUCAAUAAGUGUUUACCGAAUUAAUUUUUUGGUCCUACAUUUUCAUGCAUUUUAAAUUUUAAAAACUAAUGUUACAAUAUAUCUGGAUGAAUCUUCUGAUACAUCACACUUAACAUGAUUAGCAUAAAUUACUAUUGGAACUCAGUGAUCAGCUUUGUGUAAGUUUAAUUUGUGAGAAAGUUUGAAGAAAAGGAGAACUAAGACAAAAUUAUCUGUGAAAGCCUCUAUUAUGCAACAGGUGAUUAAAUUUGUUAUUCCACCAUCUUCCGAGAACAAAAUUCUAAAUAUAUAAGGCACAUUUGCAAAUAUAUUCGCACAAUAUAUUAGCAGAUAUAUUUACCCGUUUCCAGGGUAAACAGUUAAAUUUUUUUUCUCUUCUUUCUGUCUUUGUGAUCAAAUUAUGGAGUAAAUUUCUUUCUACCUUACGAGUUCUUGUUUGGUUGUCUUUACGGGGAAAAAAUGGCAAUUUAACAUAGUGAUUCUCUGGCAAGUCUUUGGACUUUCAAUGAUGUGAACAUAUUUUCUUUUGUAGGUUUGUUUUCUUUUAAGCUUGGUACUGUUUUCCUGCUGCCAAGUGUGUACUUAUGUGUUGAAGCUCCUCAAGUACGCUUAAAUGAGUAUUACCUUUAUGUUCUUGUUGUACGUUCAUAAAAUGCUAGUUGCAUAGCUUUAUUGCACUAUAUUGCAACAGAGACAUUUGCCUUGUAUUCCUCUUUGUUUCUUUCUUUCCUUUCUCCAAGUUGUGGCCAUGAGUUGGUGUACUUGUACUUCACAAGCAUUUUGUUGAAACCAUUUCAACGUAUUAAAGAUGCAUUGUUAAAUAUUUAGUCAAUUUUUUGACUUCUUAACAUCACCAAGUUUGAGGUAAAGCAACAUGGGAUUGGAAAAAGGAGAUAUUCUGAUUGUCCUAACAACUCUCCAGAAGUAAUUAAUUUUGUUGCUGUUGCUGUUUUUGUUUUAUUGUAACAUUUUUGAGUCUUCCGUUUUAAUGUUUUUGUUUUUUUAAAGAAUGUUUAAUGUAGAGUUAAUGUUGUGAAUGAGAAUCGCCCGAAGUACCCAGCACAAAAGCAAGCUGGACUCUUUUUGCAAAGCAGAGUAGUUUUGUAAAAUGCCUUGCUAUGUCAAGUGCAAUCUAAGCAGAGGAAUGAAACUUGUGACACCUAUGAUAUUAUGGUAUUCUCAAACUGUGGUAAGCUUGCUUCUAGCUUUAUACAGAUGGCUAGUAGAAGGUGUAUGAACAAAUUCCAUAGGAAGAUUUGAGGAAGAAACAAGCCACUUUACUGAAACAUCAGAGGUUUUCUCCACAUUCUUGUUAUUAUUUAAUAUGCAAGAUACAUUUUUUUAAAUUAAUUGAAAAAUGUAUGGUUAAUUUAUUUGGCUAAUCUUAUUAAAAAACAGUUGUUUCAGGAGAUUUCAUCAUCAGGCACAUUGACCCUUUGCGCUCCUAUGUUAUGUGAGGCUUGUCAUUGUGUAAUUGAUCUUUCACUCUGAUGUGAAGACAUCCAACACUUAGUUUUCAUUCUUUUAUGAGCUCUGAAUUAGAAUUUUGACAGGAUACUCACAACUACAAAAUUAACAAUUGGUAGAUGUCUUAUCAUGCCCAUUGUUGGACAAUUUCAUAUUAGUUUGUAGGCUACUAAUUGGUUUAACUAUUAUGAUAUGGAGCAUCUAAUGUAUCUUGUUACAAUAGCUAAAUCAUUGCAGCACCAGUAACCAAGCGUGUUCAAUUUCCAGAAAUUUUGUCAAAAAGAAAAAAGGCACCAUCACACAGUUAACAAGUGUAAAGAAUGGGGAGAAAAAAAAUUAUUAUAAUUUUAAAUUGUAAGAUGGUUUGUUAGACUAUUAACUAGUUCGAAGUGUGGUGAUGUCAACAUAACUUGUUCUAAUUUUGUGUUAAUCAAAAUGCAUCUUCUUUAGAGAUCCAAAACUUACAAACCACCAAUGCUUUGCAAGCGCCGCAGUAAUGCACCAGUGGGAUAUUAAUUAAGAGGUGACAGGAAAGCAGGACCUGAAGAAUUAGCAGUGCAAAGGUUAUUCUUUUAGUUCUGUACGAAGGGCACGGUCUUAAAAAGUUUGAGAACCUCUGGUGUAGACUGUAGAUCGUUAGGGGUUUACAAAGAGCACGGCCCAGGAUUUGUUGGUUGUUGUGAAUUUUAACUUAGCUUUUGUCAAAAACCAGUCUUUUAUAGCCAUAAAAUCUUGUAUUAAUGAAGAAUAUUAUGCCUUGUGUUUUUGUGAGGGACUCUUUAAUUCAUUCUGGUAUGUUAAAAAAAUGUGAGCUUUGAAUUUUAAAAUAAUUCUGAAAGAGACUCCCAAUUAUGUGCAAUCUAAAAAAUGUCCGUUUUGUUGAAAGUGGUUUUGGGAUAAGAAAAUUCUUUGGAACUUAAGAUUUCAAUUUAUUACUAAUACAUGUACACUUGGCCUCAUUGGGGUUUCACGACUACAAAACCUUUGUGAUUGAAAAGUCAAAAUUAACUUGUAGCCACAACUCUUGUUUGUCUAUAAACUCCUCUAUGCUCUCUCUCUUUGUUCCAAGGAAAAUUUCCCAUCAAUAUCUUAGGAUGAUUCUACAAUGUGUUUAUUGACCUAAAAAAUAUAACAUGCAAAAAUAUUUUUGCUAGUUUUGUACUUAAGUUACUGUUUACUCAAGUAAUUUUUUAUUGUAGAACCAUUAGUAUCUAGCCUAACAUGGGGAAAAUAAUUUUUUUGAGAAUUUGAGAAAACUGAUCAUUGUUCUGAGGUGAAAAACCAAAUGUAAGUGUACUACUAUUUCACAUUUUAAUAUUUCUUUUAAAAAUUGUGUAAUGUGCAAAAAUAUUGCUGUCCUGGUAAUAUUAUGCUGUUAAAUUACAAACUGUUAUUUUAUUUAUAGGGGUUGAAAUUGUUCAAAUGUAGGAAAACUGGAUAAUAUUUUGUAAUUUUUGGUAUUGCUUUAGUUUAAUGUUUUUGCUAUUUACGUAAGUAUGAGAUUGUGAUACGAUUCAUUGGAAGUAACUUUGAUGGCAUCAACAAGGGCAAAUGGUUAAGCGUUUAAUAAGAAAAUAAUGUGUAUUGUGCUGUAAAAAAGAACUGCAACAAACAUAUUACGUGCUUAUGAAAGAAAAACAAAAAAUAAUAUCAAAUCAAAUAUCUAGAAAAUUGUUUAAUCUGAAAGUUCAAAGGGAUUUUUAUUAGUGGCAAUGUGAAUAAACUAAUAUUAAUAUCUAGAAUAUUUCCUUGAUGUUUUUUACAAUCUCGGGUCUCCUAGUAUACUAUUUCGAUUCUGUUCAUGACAGUAUUCGUCUGUUUGGCUUUUGAAAACAGCAAAUGAAAACAUCAUUUACCAAUAUUUUCAAUCAUUUUAUCUAACCGCAUCUCCUUGGCUGUCAAAACUUAUAACAUAUCUUACUACAGGAAUGCCUCAUGCCUGGAAUGCUUCAUGUAUACUUUAUAGAAACAUCCGUGUCCAAUGAACUCGCCACCCUUUGACAUAAAUGUGCUAUAGUACUCGCACCUUAACUCAGUUGUGUUAACUCUGAUUGGUUUAUUUUUAAUUAGUUUACCAACUCUUCAUAAUCAAAACAUAAUCAACUUCUAAACUUGUUGAAAUCAUAUCAGUGUUAAUUUUUCAGGAGUGUAUUUUGCUGAUUUUCUCUUCUGAAAGGAGAGAAAAUAUUUGUUUCAGUAAAAGAGAAAAGACAAUGAAUGACAUUAAAGAUUAAUUAGAGUAUAUAUUGAUAUAGUAUGAUCUGCUGGAAUAAAGAAUGGAUAGUAGAGUUAUUUAUUGGGCUAAUACUGUUUAUUUAAAAGCAAAUACAAAUAAGAUUGGUAAAUUUUAUCAAGAAAGCAUUUUAAUCUAUUUUGCAAGAAUUGAAUUGCUUAUUACCAUUGAUUUGUUUAGUUGAUGUGCUUUUAAUUAGGCACAAUUACAACACAUUUACACACACAUUAUGAAAUUUGUAUAAAGCUUGAUCAUAGUUUCUGGAGAAGUUGAAUUAUGUAUGUUUGAUGUCCACUUUGGAGAAAAAUAGCCCCUGAAUAUGUUCAAUAAUUGUCAUCAUGGAAGAAUUAUACAUGUUCUCUUUGAUCAUUUUGAAUUGAAAGAAUAACGAUAUGAUUUGACUUGGACAACAAACAUUUUGAGAGUUGGAACCAAGCAUAUUUCUAAUGUUAGUAAGGUUUGUUAUUUCCUACAAUAUGUAAAAUUCUUGGAAAAUUUGGUAAUUAUAUUUAUAGUUCGGUAUUCACCUCAUUCGCGUAGCUUUUUCUUUUACAUAUGCAGUUAGGUGCCAAAUGUUCAUGGAUUGCAUUACAAGACGUGAAAGCAUAAGGUUUGCCCUCUUAUUUUACUGAGCAGCAGAGGUAAAAAAUAAUUCAUUUUGGAAAACUAAAAUCUAGAUGUUGCCUAGAAAAACUUGCAGUUUCACAUUUUAUGGUUUUCAAUUGACUAUAUAAUCCCUUUUUGUGAAAAAGAUCUAAAACAGUCUUUAAUUAUUAACUGAAAUUACACAGGUUGUGCAAAGUCACUUUAAUGAAGUUUUAUGAACAUUUGUAUUCUUUUCUCAGUGCAUUAUGAUGCCUCAAAUGUUGUACAAAUUAAUUAUAAAAGGUUUUCCUCAUAAAUUUGCGUACUACACCUUUGGUUUAAAUCAAAAAACUCAGCAGAGUAUUCGCUAGGUUCUAUUUGGCAAAACAUUCCAACAGUCUUCAGUUUGUUGCAACAACUACUUGAAACUAAUCAGGGCCUAGAAAUUAUUCUCCUCAGUUUUGGGCAUUAGAGAAAAUAGCUUUAUUACUUCAUUGUGAAGGAAAGAAUUAAUCUUAAUUUCAUCAUUCAGUUGGUGUUAUUAAUCAGAUGCACCAGUUUUUGUUUGAUCAUUCCUUCUUUAAAGGGUUACAAAUGUUUUACUGUAGUUUGGAGUUAAAGAAAAACAAUUUAUGUGCAAGAUCCACAUGUUCAUUGGCACUGGUUGCUUAAGUUCAUGAACAUUAAGAAUCUUUAUUGUUAUUUCUUUUUCAUAUCAUGAUCAAAUUAUCUUUCAUACAGCUUUAUAUAUCAUUCUCUAUACUAGAAACUACUAUUUAUCACUUACAGUACAUUAUGUUAUUUCUAAACCGAUAUUUUAGGAGGGAAUUAGAAGCGACUUGCAUCACAUGCCCCAUUGUGUGUUUGCAUACUACGCUGUCAUGUAUUAACGUGCCAAAAAUUUUACAAUGAUAACUUUUUUAUUUUUGUGUUUUGUUGAACUGAGAGUUUUUGUUUCCAAAGUCCUGUGUUUGUACUUGGUCCUAUUCAUCUUUCCUUAAAGAUGUGUACUCACUUAUCUUAAUCACAUGUUGAUUACAUUUUUGUUUUAGUUCAUUCUCUGAACUGUUUUCUUUUUGGGUUCUAAGAAAUUUUGUCACAUUUUUUAAGUUUGGUAGGAUUGUAAAGUGGAAGAAUUAGCUUUUCAAAGUUGUGUGAUGCAGGCCAUCUAUGUGUAUUAGACUCGAGAAGUUAAAGCCCUUGUGAGGGGAAAGUGUAGAAUUUUCAAAGUGAUUACUUUCUAGUUUGCUUGUUGGUGGCAAAUAUUUCUUCAAGAGUUGAAUAAAUUGCUAAGAGAAAAGUAGGAUAAUACAAAAUAUACACAUAUAUACUUAAGUCUCAAGUGAUGUAAAAUAAUGUUCAAUCAUGUUUUUCAUGGUUCUGUAAACUCAUUCUUCAACAGUGUUUUUAAAUACUUUUGGUAGAAUUUCCUGCAUGAAUGAAGUCUUUUUACAAGUACUUAUCUUUCUAGCAUUUUUUAAAAUUUUUUUUAAUUUCUAUGAAAACUUGAAAGCUUUAGUGAUUAGCCAAGACUUACCUGUCUGCUGAUCACUACAUGAAUCCUUGGUUUGGUUAAAAUCGAGAAGUGGUUCAGAUUUGAGGUUGUUAACUUUGAUGUACAAACAUUAACUUGAAGUGUUUUUGAAUUUAAAUAGAGUUAUCACUAUCAUAUUUUCAAUGAUAAUUUACAAAACUCUUUAUGUCUUUGUUUACUUGUUGUGAAUGUUGCAUUUGUACAGUUAGAUCUCAGUGAUACAGAGAGUGUAAAAAGUGAAUAUAAGUAAUUGUAUGGUUACAUUAACUUUGGUAAAUAUGUGGUAACAUGAAAUAAUACAUAUAUCCAGAUCUGAUAGGCAAGUUAUUUCAUGAAUACAUUUCAAAUAUAUAUUGUUGCAGUGACUAUGAAUAUGAAUAGUGAAUGUUUUUGAUGUUACGAGUGAAUGUAUAUAUAUAAAUAUAUAUGAUUAAGGCUAGAAUUAGAUAUGUUUGCGUAAGCUUCAGUUAUUUUCAUGUUACAACGAAGCAGCUAACAUAAUUUUUAUUACAUACCUUGUUAGUUGCUGGUUAUUACUCUUAUUUUAUCAUGCAAUACAGAAUAUGGGCUGUCACUUAUUCUGUCGUUCAGCAAGUAUAGGUAUGUUUCAUUUCCUUAUGAAAAUAUACCCUUAAAUUGAAAACAUUUCUGAAAGAUACAAAUUUGCUUUCAUAACAUGGUAUGAAACUUCCAGGAGUGCAUCACUUCAAGGGACCAGAAAAAAAACUUGGUAACUGACAGUUUGUUCUUGACAUCAGAUGCAUUAACUGUAAUAAGGUGGAUAUGGCUUCAAAUCAAUCAUGCACUCCAUGUUAAACUUGAAUGAUAGUUUAUUGAAUGGUACAAUAAAUAUUGUGUUCAAGGCAUUGUCUGGUGCUUGAACUGCACUCAAAAUAAGAUAACUUGGACCUUACAGUAUGUUUUUAUACAUAAAAUUAUAUAAUAUAUAUUCUGUACAUGGUACAAUAAAGGAUCUUGGAUGUGAACUUGGUGUCUUCAGUGGAAAAUGGCAUGAACUUUACAUCAAAGUGUGUGUAUGUGUGAGUACAUUUUGGAUGAUUGUUAUUUUAAUUAAGGUGAAUUGUGUAUGCAUACCCUCCCCUCCCUGAAAAAUCUUAAUUAAAAUGCUAUAAAAACAAGCAGGAAACUUGAAAGGAAAAUAGUUUGGGAAUUCAAUAACCCAUGCUGACAAACUUAAUUUUUUCAUUUUAUUGAUUAGUCUACAUGUUUGGAGAAAUACAAGUUAAUAUUUUCUACCGUUUUAACUUGAAAAUUGGUUCACCUACAGUUGGCUAAGUAUGUCCCAACGGUCUUGACCAUUAGCUAUCAUUUGCAAAAUACACUACAUUUGAUCGUCCCCCUCCCAUGAACCAAUUUUUUAUGUAAAAUUCAAAUAAAUUUUUGCUUAAAAUUCUUUGAACAUGCUAAAACUAAUAGUCAUUUAAAUAUUCAAUGUAUUGCCAACAAGAUUUACUGAAACCUAAAUUUUGUUUUUGAGCUUUCAGUUUGUUUCUUUGGCGUUUCAUUUAAUAUUUUAAGUAAAUAAAACAAAAUGCUUUAGCUUUGUAAAAAUAAUGGCCUCUUUAGUAAGAAUUAGUGAUUUUUCCUCCAUUUUGCCCAGGGAUUGUUUAUAGUCUUAAUGCAAUGAUAGAAGAGAGCAUUGCCUGUGUACGAUUAGAUUUAGGCCCUCAUGUAUCUGAAUAGCUGUCUUAUACAGCCAUGUAAAACAUUGGAUUUACAAGUUUUUGCCUAUAAACGUAUUUAUUUGAAUAAGAAAUAGAAAACUGUUAAACAACUUGUGCAAAUGAGUCUGUGUCAAAUGAACAGCUUCUAGUCAGUUGUACUUGGUAACAUACUCAUUAACACAUUUACGUGUCACUUACAUGUGUUAACUACAAAGCAGAAAAUGUAGAUAUUUCAUUACUAUUAUCAUGAUCAGAAUCAUCACUUGCAGCAGCUUUCCCUGAAAAUGAUACUGCUUUGUGCACUCGAUAAUUCUUCUAAGGUUCCUGACUUUCCUAUUUCAUAUACUUUCUUUUGCCAAGUGACAUUGAAUAUAAUUAAGGCUCCGAUGUUAAUGUAUCAAAAUGAGAAAUAUGUAUGCAAAUAUGCUUUAGCAUUUGUAAAAUACGUGCUAGAAGUGAACAAUUACAAAACUUUCUUUUGUCUCGACUUUGUACUCCAGCGAUAAUUUUUAAAGUAAAAUAUAAUAAUUUCAUCUGUAUCAAUUCCAAUGCCGCUCAUUCUUUACCCAAAAAAAUUAUCACAUCAUUAAUAAUGGGACAAUUAGUUCGGGCAAACACUGCAGUAACGAACAAAAGACAUUCCCAUGGUUUUUCAUGAACCGCAUUCGUAUUAACAUGUAUGAAGUACUCUUAUCGGUAUGAGAAAACAGAUAUGCAUAGUAACUGAAAUUUCAAGAAAAAUAUGCCACAUCAAGAACAAAAAAACAGUAUAAUAUGACUAAGAACUGAAAUAUAAUGGAAGAAUGAUGCAUUAACACAAAUGCACUAAUAUGCUAAAUAAAAUCCCAGAAUUUCUUUCCGUUCGAUUGUUUUGUGGACCUUUGAUAAUUAGCACAUUAUAAAGUUCAUAAUUUUAAACAUGAAUUCUGGGCCUUAAUAAUAAUAAUAAUAAUAAUAAUAAUAAUAAUAAUAAUGUAUUCCACUCUAGAUAUUCUCUUAAAUUAAUUUCUGCGCUUUUUCCCCUCAUGAAUAGAAUCUUACUGUCUGCUUUUGAAGCACAAAUUUCUAUUGUGGUUUAGCAUUUAACUAAUUUGGACGAAUCCCCUGACGCAGAAUUUGUCUAAUUGAGAUUUCUGAAAUAAAAUUAUAAAUGCCAGCCUGGAUAGACGAGGUUACUAAGGCUGAAGGGCUGUGGGUUUGAAUCCUGCCUUAUGCAUGGAUGUGUGUGUGUGUUUGUGUUGUCCUUACAUGUUCUUCUACAGUCCCCUUAUA
This is a messenger RNA of Gryllus bimaculatus (two-spotted cricket), 13714 nucleotides long. The record is from the annotation of a GenBank genome assembly. NCBI's taxonomy places the organism in Eukaryota, Metazoa, Arthropoda, Insecta, Orthoptera, Gryllidae.